Pangasianodon hypophthalmus (striped catfish) is the source of this 1202-nucleotide messenger RNA. RefSeq names its product fat storage inducing transmembrane protein 1, like (gene fitm1l). The transcript has 2 exons. Gene Ontology annotation, biological process: lipid storage; phospholipid biosynthetic process; lipid droplet organization. Gene Ontology annotation, cellular component: endoplasmic reticulum membrane. The coding region runs from base 250 to 1068 and encodes 272 amino acids. The record is from RefSeq and is a predicted model, not a curated record. NCBI's taxonomy places the organism in Eukaryota, Metazoa, Chordata, Actinopteri, Siluriformes, Pangasiidae.
UGGUGGGGGUAGUGGUGCAGAGAUUGGAAGGGAACCCUCCAGAUACACGCAUAACACAAAAGACAGUAACAAGCUAGGCAUGGACACAUAUUGAAGAUUAGAGAACAAACUUCAGAAGAAGAAAACAACGUGCUGGAUCAAUCUUGAGAAUAUAUUUGGACUACGCUUGGAAGCUGAAGGUUUUUUUUUUUUUUUUUUAACAGGACACUGGGGGUAAGGCUGUUCUGAGGCAGACAAUAAGUGCUUCAAAUGUUUCUGAACUCUUUACUUGUGGUCAUAACUGACCUUGCGGCUGCACUGCUAGGAAAUGUAUUAUUUCGCCGCCAUUUCCAUUUGUUUCUGUCAGCCAUGGUCAUGUUUGGACCCUUGCUGAACUUAUGGGUAUCCCACUAUAGUGUUUUUGCGAAGAGGAGCCAUUAUCUUUACAGAGUUUUUCUGCGUUCAGGCUGGGGUUGGACCUGUAUCUUUGUAGGCUCUUUCGUCUUCCUCCUGUCUUUAUCUGUGCGGCGCUCCUUAACACUCACACUGCGGCAUCUCUCACGGCUGGCUGUAGCAGGCGGGCUGUGGCUGGGCUUCCGGAAGCUGCUUAGCCUGCUGGAGAAUGCCACAGGGAGUUGUUACGAGCCCCUGAGUGGAGCUCAUGAGCUUGCUGUAGGGGCUAAUGAAGCAGGGCAGCCUUUAUUGCUGUUACGGGAGGGUGAGACAAAGGCUGUUUGCAUCAGCUCUGGCAUGGUAUGGCGGGGGUACGAGGUCUCUGAGGACAUCUUUCUGCUUUCUUUUUGUUGCCUGCUGCUGGCUGAGGAGAUGGCUGUGUUUGGGCCCUAUCUGAACCUGGGUGGGAUCUCUGGAGCACCCCUGCGCAUCCUGUUCUUAUUCUGUGUCCUGUUGCUGAGUCUCUGGUUAUUUCUACUUUUCUGCCUACUCGCUUAUUUUCCUCAAUUCCCAAAUCAGCUCUUGGGAGGAGCUCUAGGUUGCCUGAGCUGGAGGGCAACGUACCAGGGCUGGUACCAUAUGGGACCAAGCUGGUACUGCCCUGGAAGGCCUGGGGUGGGUCUUCUGACAACAUAGGGACAAAUAAAAUUAUAACUAAACAAAUAAAAUUAUAACAAAAUAAAAACUAAAAAAUAAUAAAUUUAAUUACUUUGGGGUAAAUAUGUUUGAGGAAUUAUUUAAUAAAGUUUAAUUUGCACAGUUUUGAACUA